AUGAAAAAUGAAGCAUAUGAUCUUCAAAUACUAAGCUUCUCUGGUAUCAAGUAUAAACAAACUUACAACUGCAACAUCACAGAACUUUACUUUUCUCUUCCUGAACUUCCCAAAAUCCUAAUAUGUUGUGAUGGUGCUAGCAAAGGAAAUCCAGGGGAAGCUGGAUAUGGCUUCGUAGCAAGAAAUGGAGGGACUGGUGAAUUUUUGAUAGCAGUUGCAGGAGGUCUUGGUGUUGCAACAUACUAUUUUGCAGAAUUGAUGGCUGUUAUAUGUGCAGGUGAAUGGGCUCUGCAAAAUGGUCACAGGGAGGUAGUAUUUCAAUCUGACUCAAAAUCUGCUAUUCUAGGCUUUCAAAAUAAUAACUUGUCAUGGUUUAUCUCUGCUAGAUGGAACAUAAUAAUUGACAGCAUCAGAAGUAUAGAGUUUGCACAUAGUUACAGAGAAAUAAAUUUUUCUGUUGAUCAAAUGGAAAAAGAAGGGAGUGGGUUGAAUAUGGGCAUAGUAAAAAUCUACACAAAUAGUAGUUCUAUUAUAUUAGAAUCCCCAUUUCAAGCUUACUACAGAUUUAAAUAG
This is a messenger RNA of Papaver somniferum (opium poppy), 573 nucleotides long. RefSeq lists its product as uncharacterized. The record is from RefSeq and is a predicted model, not a curated record. Gene Ontology annotation, molecular function: RNA-DNA hybrid ribonuclease activity; nucleic acid binding. The coding region runs from base 1 to 573 and encodes 190 amino acids. The transcript has a single exon. Lineage: Eukaryota; Viridiplantae; Streptophyta; Magnoliopsida; Ranunculales; Papaveraceae.